Eimeria necatrix is the source of this 1500-nucleotide messenger RNA. RefSeq lists its product as hypothetical. NCBI's taxonomy places the organism in Eukaryota, Apicomplexa, Conoidasida, Eucoccidiorida, Eimeriidae. The coding region runs from base 1 to 1500 and encodes 499 amino acids. The record is from RefSeq and is a predicted model, not a curated record. The transcript has a single exon.
AUGGCCAAGGCCCUGCAAAGACACCAAGAGCGCCUCGAGCUCAUGGAAAUCCAAAGGCUCAAGAGCCAGUACCAGCAGCAGCAGCAGCAGCAGCAACAGCAGCAGCAGCAGGAGCAGCAGCAGCAGGAGGAGCAGCAGCAGCAGCCGCCGCAGCAACGCCAGCCGCAGCUGCCGCAGCCGCAACAGGUGCUGCAAGAGCAGCAGAUGCUGCAGGAGCAGCAGCUGCAGCAGCAACGCCAGCUGCAGCAGCAGCGGCAGCUGCAGCAGCAGCAGCUAAUGCAGCGGCCCCAAGUGCUGCAGCAGCCGUGCAGUGCUGCUGCUGCUCGCAGCGCGGCGCAGCAGCAGCAAAGAGGGACUCUCAUGGCGCGGCUUCAUCGGCUCUUUAGCGAUCCUGUGCCUGCUGCUGCUGCUGCAGAAGAAGCAGCAGCAGCAGCGGAAAAAGCAGCAGCAGCAGCAGCAGCAGCAGCAGGGCCACCAGCAGAAGCAGCAAAAGUGAGCAACGGAAAGUUUGCAGCAGCUAUGAAGCAACAACAGCAUCAGCAUCGGCUGCAGCAAUUGCCGCAGCAGCAGUUGCUGCUGCAGCAGCAGCAACAGCAGUUGCUGCAGCAGCAGCAGCAGCAGCAGGGUGCAGCCGUAGUGCCCGCCACUCAGAUAUUUCGGAUUUGCUCUGAUGUGGAAUCAAGCCCUGAAAAAUGCAGCAGCAGCAGCAGCAGCAGCAGCAAGGACAUCAGCAGCAGCAGCAAGAGCAGCAGCAGCAACAGCCGUGGAAAAGUUGCUGCAGGUGGGCAGCCGGCAGCAAUCGCCUCUUCCGGUCCCUCAAGCCCGAGCAGCAGCAGCAGCAGCAGCAGCAGCAGCAGCAGCAGCAGCAGCAAUAGUAGCAGCAGCCGAGGGGCGCGUAUAGUGCGCACUCCGUCUGCUGCAGCUGCUGCAGCAGCACCUCGCUUGUCAGCCCCCUCCUCGCCCUCAGCGGCGUCGCCCUCAGCAGCAGCAGCAGCAGCAGCAGCAAGUGCUGCUGCUGCUGCUGCUGCUGCUGCUGCUGCUGCGUCCGCGGGUGCCGGAGACGAGGGCGCUGCGUGCUCUCCCGGCGCGCUGUCGCCCCGCAGCAGCAGCAGCAGCAGCAGCAGCAGCAGCAGCAGCAGCAGCAGCAGCGAGUGCCCCAUUCUGGUGGCGGAGAUCGAAGUGGGGGGCCGGCUGUGUCUGCUGCAGCUGCAAGCCACGGAGCGCUGCAGCGAUGCUGCUGCUGCUUGGGUGGACAGCAGCUGGGGUUUGCUGCAGCGGGAGUGGAGAGCAGCAGCAGCAACAGCAGCAACUUUUCUCGAAAGAAGAAAAGCAGCAGCAGCACUCGAGGCCUUUUUGAAAGAAGUCGAAGAAACAGCAGAAGUGCUUCCCGUCCACGUCCAAAGGCGCUGGGCAGACAUCUUCAACGCCUACAGCAGCAGCAGCAGCAGCAGCAGCAGCAGCAGCAGCAGCAGCAGCGGCGGCAGCAGCAGGCACAGGUGA